This is a messenger RNA of Culex pipiens pallens (northern house mosquito), 811 nucleotides long. RefSeq lists its product as uncharacterized. Lineage: Eukaryota; Metazoa; Arthropoda; Insecta; Diptera; Culicidae. The record is from RefSeq and is a predicted model, not a curated record. The transcript has 2 exons. Gene Ontology annotation, biological process: modification-dependent protein catabolic process; protein ubiquitination. Bases 174 to 638 code for a protein of 154 amino acids. Gene Ontology annotation, cellular component: cytoplasm; nucleus. Gene Ontology annotation, molecular function: ubiquitin protein ligase binding; protein tag activity.
AAGCUCAAUAGGGAUCAUACGGACUUCAAUACAAGGUCUCACUUGCAGCCAAGAACUAAGUAGCUACAGACAGUGUGGCUAGUAGUUCAAACGGUGAGAAGCUUCAGUUCACAGUUUUUGAAUAUUUUUUUUCGCGGCGCAGCCAAGUGCUUACCAGGAACCCGCGAACCAUCAUGCAGAUCUUCGUGAAGACCCUCACCGGGAAAACCAUCACCCUGGACGUCGAGCCCGUCGACACGAUCCAGAACAUCAAGGGCAAGAUCGAGGACAAGGAAGGUAUCCCCCCAGAUCAGCAGCGCCUGAUCUUCGCCGGCAAGCAGCUGGAGGAUGGCCGCGCCUUGUCCGACUACAAUGUCCAGAAGGGAUCGACGCUGCAUCUGGUGCUGCGCCUGCGGGGUGGAUUCCAGAUCUUCGUCAAGAUGUUGACCGGCAGAUGCUUCACGGUUGACAUCGAGCAGGAGGACACCGUCGACACCCUGAAGCAGAGGGUUUCUGAAAGACUAGAGGAAAUGCCAGCGAACCAAUGCCGUCUGAUCUUUGCCGGAAAGCAGCUAGAGGAUGGACGCACAGUCGGAGAGUACAGCGUUAUCAAGGGCUCUACGCUGCACUUGGUGCUGAGGUUAAAGGGAGGACAAUGAUCGGCAUGAUCACUCGACGAAGGAUCGCGGUUCAACGGAAAACGGAAACACGAAGAAAGUACCUCGCAACAGGAUAGACUAUCUAUCAAACUGUUUUGUCUAGAUAAGAAAAACCAAACUAAUCUUAAUGCAUACAAAAUAAAGCUCGCCGAAGUAAUAUACUAUCUUUAAAA